Gossypium raimondii (Peruvian cotton) is the source of this 2827-nucleotide messenger RNA. RefSeq names its product squamosa promoter-binding-like protein 7. The transcript has 10 exons. Gene Ontology annotation, molecular function: DNA binding. The record is from RefSeq and is a predicted model, not a curated record. The coding region runs from base 75 to 2489 and encodes 804 amino acids. Gene Ontology annotation, cellular component: nucleus. Lineage: Eukaryota; Viridiplantae; Streptophyta; Magnoliopsida; Malvales; Malvaceae.
CCUACCCGUUUAUUCGGAGCGUCUCCGUCAACUAAUCGAACCACCCACCUAACCUAACUAGGGUUUUUGUUGUCAUGGAACAACCUGCAUCUUCUCCCAACACAACGCCACGUGGCUCUCCUCGGUCUAAGGAUCCCCAAAUGGAUGUGCAUCUUCCGGUGACCGAACCCGACCCCUCUUCUUCCUCCGUUUGGGACUGGGGCGAUCUCCUGGACUUCACCUUAGACGAUCACUUCUCUAUCUCCCUUGACGACGGUAACAUGUAUACUCCUCCGUUUGAAGCGUCUCCUUCAGUUCCGGAUCCGGAACCAGUGUCCGGACCCGAUCGUGUCAGGAAGCGGGACCCGAGGAUGACUUGUUCGAAUUUUCUAACUGGUCGAGUGCCUUGCGCUUGCCCCGAGAUUGACGAGCAAAUGGAGAAGCUUGAAGAAGAAGAGGCGGGGGCUCCGGGAAAGAAGCGAGCCCGAACUGGACGGGUCGGGUCAGGGACGUCUCGGUGCCAAGUUCCGGGUUGCGAAGUGGAUAUUACUGAACUUAAAGGUUACCAUAGAAGGCAUCGAGUUUGUCUCCAGUGUGCGAACUCGAGCACCGUUUUGAUCAAUGGUGAAAGCAAGAGAUAUUGCCAACAGUGUGGCAAGUUUCACCUGUUGUCGGAUUUUGAUGAAGGUAAAAGAAGUUGUCGAAGGAAACUAGAGCGUCAUAACAAUAGGCGGCGAAGGAAGCCUGUUGGUUCUAAGACUGAAGUCAACAAAGAAUCUCUAGGGGCUGUGCAAAGUGAAGACAUUGCUUGUGAUGGUGAAGCAGGAAAAGAUGAUUUAAGCUUGAGUGGCCAGACAGCUGAAGACCCUCCCUUUGAGUCUGAGGAUGGGCUUGUUUCUGCAGAUUGCUCAGCUCCCAUGUUGCAGACUGUUAAUAAUGAUAGCACUGUAGCUCUUAUUGACACUGGAACUGAUGGAGGGAAAGAGGACUUGAAGUUUUCCAUUUCUACUUCUUACCAUGACAAUAGGACUGCUUACUCAUCCAUGUGCCCUACAGGCAGGAUCUCAUUCAAGCUUUAUGAUUGGAAUCCGGCAGAAUUCCCACGAAGACUUCGGCACCAAAUUUUUCAAUGGUUGGCUGAUAUGCCUGUUGAGUUGGAAGGCUACAUCCGCCCUGGUUGCACAAUCUUGACUGUGUUUAUUUCAAUGCCAAAGAAUAUGUGGAUGAAGUUAUCUGAAAAUCCAAUGACCUACAUGCAUGACUUUGUCUUUACACCUGGAAGGAUGCUGCAUGGGAGAGGCCUCAUGACUAUUCAUCUUAACAACAUGAUUUUCCGUGCCAGUAAAGGUGGAAGUUCUUUGGUGAAACUUGACAUGGGGGUGCAGGCCCCAAGACUUCAUUAUGUUCAUCCUUCAUGUUUUGAGGCUGGCAAGCCAAUGGAGUUUGUUGCUUGUGGAAGUAAUUUGCUGCAGCCCAAACUUCAGUUUCUAGUAUCUUUUGCUGGAAGGUAUCUACCGUAUGAUUAUUGUCUUGCUUCCGCACAUGUCAAUGCUACAGAGGGUUCUUCUAGUUGUGAUCAUCUAUUAUACAAAAUAUACGUCCCUCAAACUGAAUCAGAUCUCUUUGGCCCCGUAUUCAUUGAGGUUGAGAAUCAGUCUGGAUUAUCAAAUUUUAUUCCCGUCCUAAUUGGGGACAAGGACGUUUGUUCUGAGAUGAAGGUGAUACAGCAGGGAUUUGAUGCCUCUCUUUUUUGGGGAGGAUCACAGAUUUCUGCCAAUAGGUCGUCAUGUGAAACAUCAACUUGGCGACAAAAAGCAUAUUCUGAACUUGUUUUAGAUAUAGCAUGGUUAUUGAGGGAGCCUAAAUCGGAGAAUUUUCAAGAAACUAUGGCCUCUUCUCAAAUUCAGAGAUUCAAUUGUUUAUUGAAUUUUCUCAUACAAAACAAAUCAACUGUCAUUUUGAAGAAAGUCUUACAAAAUCUUAAGAAUGUGGUGGAGGAGGCUGGGUUUAAUGGAACCGAUGAUCCUGAUACAAGGUUAUUAAAGAAGUAUAUGGAUUACGGUAGAGAUAUCCUUAAUAACAAGCUUCAAGAAGGUGAAAGGCCGGUGCUUCUUUCAGAGUACAUCGAGCAAGAAGGAAAAUGGAAUUCUCAGAGCAGCUUAAAAAAUGAUGGCCUAUUUGUCCCAAAUGGUUCUCAGGACUUGGGGGAAAGGACUAAUGCUAAAUUCCAAACAAUGAUGGCAUCAACUACUUUGACUCGAAGUGAGACUGUUCCGCUUUUAAACAAAGAAAUUGUUAUGAAUGUGAACCUUAGCAAGGAGCUCCCGAGAAAAUCGUGUAGUACCAUUUUUGCCACCACAACGUUGAGAUCUUGUCCCGCCUUAUUUGUAGUUGCUACUGCUGCUAUUUGCUUGGGGAUCUGUGCAGUCUUUCUCCACCCUAACAAGGUUGGUGAGUUUGCAGUAACGAUACGCAGGUGUUUGUCGAAACGGUCUUACAUUAUCGAAUGAGGUCUCGAACAAAAUUGAGUUAUGCACAGAUCUCAUAUGUAAAUACUUGAAUGUAUGUUCUUGAUCCGAUGACAUAAGUCUGUCCGAAAGCUUCAGUGUUGUCAUUUUGCUCCUCGACACAUGCUACCUGGAUUCAGAGUAUCAGGUACAGGUAUCUGCCCGUCAGGGAUAGAUAUAUUUAGAGAAUCAGAGUUCAGGUAACGUUGUCAUGUGUCCGGCAAAAUGGGGCAUCUGGAAGCAUGAAGGUUGUUGAAUGUAAUAUGAAUGAGGGUAAUAUUUGAUAUAACAUUGUAAAAUCUUAAAAUUUACCAUUGCUAAGCAGUUUUGGGUGUUUGCUA